AUGGAGGCGGCUGGCGCGUUGGCAAGCUUGGCACCCUCUCCUAUUACCGUGCUGGGGCUGAUACCACUCCUGGCUCUCGGGAUCACGUACUUCAGAUACCAGCAAUACGACCCGGAAUCGUAUGUCACAAAUAUCAACACAAUAAUGCCGAUCUACGAUUUUGUGAUAGUUGGCGGGGGUUCUGCAGGCGCAGUCGUCGCUUCACGGCUCAGCGAGAUCAGUAACUGGACAGUGCUGCUCCUCGAGGCUGGACAGGAUGAGAACGAGAUCUCGGACAUUCCAGCUCUGGCCGGAUAUACACAACUCUCUGAAAUGGAUUGGAAGUUUCAAACGACACCUUCCAAGAAUCGUUCCUAUUGUCUUGCUAUGAAUGGUGACCGUUGCAACUGGCCUAGAGGCAAAGUACUCGGCGGCAGCAGCGUCCUUAACGCUAUGGUGUAUGUCAGAGGCAAUCGAAACGACUACGAUCUGUGGGAAGCGCUCGGCAAUCCCGGCUGGUCGUAUGAUCAAGUAUUACCGUACUUUUUGAAAUCGGAGGACAACCGCAAUCCGUACUUAGUUAAUACGCCUUACCAUUCUUCCGGCGGGUAUUUGACUGUUCAAGAAGCCCCGUGGCGAACACCGUUAGCAAUUACAUUUUUAAAAGGUGGCAGGGAAUUGGGUUAUGAAUUUCGCGAUAUAAACGGUGAGAAACAAACGGGUUUUAUGCUAACUCAAGCAACUAUGCGACGAGGAAGUAGAUGUAGUACUGCAAAAGCUUUUCUUAGACCAGUACGCAACAGGGAUAAUUUACACAUAGCCAUGUCAUCGCAAGUUACACGUAUAUUAAUAAACCCAGUCAAAAAACAAGCGUAUGGCGUAGAAUUCUAUCGUAACGGCGAAAAGCACAAAGUGAGAAUUAAACGAGAAGUGAUAAUGUCCGCUGGUGCUUUAGCUACUCCUCAGAUAAUGAUGUUAAGCGGGAUCGGCCCUGCAAAUCACUUACGGGAACAUGGGAUACCUCUGGUGGCAAAUCUUAAAGUUGGGCAUAACUUACAGGAUCACGUUGGAUUAGGCGGCCUUACUUUUAUCGUCAACAAGCCAAUAACAUUUAAAAAAGAUCGUUUUCAAUCUCUAUCUGUAGCUAUGAACUAUAUUUUAUAUGAAAAAGGUCCGAUGACAACACAAGGUGUAGAAGGUCUUGCAUUUGUAAAUACAAAAUAUGCUCCUCCGUCUGGAAAUUGGCCAGAUGUUCAGUUUCAUUUUGCACCUAGCUCAGUAAAUUCGGACGGCGGUGAACAAAUACGAAAAAUAUUGAAUUUACGUGACCGAGUGUACAAUACCGUUUAUAAACCGAUAGAGGAAGCAGAGACGUGGACAAUAUUACCUCUGCUAUUGCGUCCUAAAAGUUCAGGUUGGAUAAAACUUAAGAGUCGAAAUCCUUUCCACCCACCAUCAAUAGAGCCCAAUUACUUCGCUUAUAAGGAAGAUUUAAAGGUAUUGACAGAAGGUAUACGUAUAGCCUUUGCAUUAUCAAAUACGACUGCAUUCCAAAAAUAUGGUUCACGACCGCAUAACAUUCCAUUACCGGGCUGUCAACAGCAUGUUUUGUUUAGUGACGAAUAUUGGGAGUGUAGUCUUAAACAUUUCACUUUUACCAUUUACCAUCCAACUGGAACUUGUAAGAUGGGUCCUAACCAUGACCAAGAUGCUGUCGUCGAUCCAAGAUUGCGGGUCCAUGGAGUAGCAAAUCUUCGGGUGGUGGACGCUAGUAUUAUGCCAACUAUUAUCAGUGGUAAUCCUAAUGCACCUGUAAUAAUGAUAGCCGAGAAAGCCUCCGACAUGAUCAAAGAAGAUUGGCUGGUGUUA
Brenthis ino (lesser marbled fritillary) is the source of this 1848-nucleotide messenger RNA. The record is from the annotation of a GenBank genome assembly. Lineage: Eukaryota; Metazoa; Arthropoda; Insecta; Lepidoptera; Nymphalidae.